AUGGACGCCCAUGUCCUGCUCACCUCCCACCUGGCUACCGACGUAUCGGCUUGCCAGCUGCUGCCGGAGGUAGUGAGAGUGUUAGACUCCAAUCCACAAAUACUCGGACCAUCGCCACACCAGCAAAAAUGGGUUGCGCGCGUGUCCUCGCUGCUGCACUCGAAAGAGCCCAGUGCGCGCUGGGCCGGGCUGACCCUCGCCCUGCGCACCGCACAACUGUGCAAGCCGUUGAUGCUUGAGCGCGCGCAGGGCUGGGUGGCGCUCGCACUUCCGAUGCUUUCAAAAAACGAGCCGCCGCCGAACGUCAAGGCUGCCAUUAGGCUCCUGGCCCAUGUGCUCAGCGCUGCGAUUGACGUCCCCGAGUUCACGCGGCUGCUCGCGACGCCCACUGUGCCCAAGUUUAGCGCGGCCCUGCUUGCGCUCGCACAAAGGCCGGACACCCCCUCUGAACUGGCGAUUCUGGCCAUCUGCACGAUUACCCACCUUAUACCGCUGUACCCCACCGCGCACAAGUCGAUGCACGGCGCCCUGCACGCACUCGCGUUACAACAUACCAGUGGCGGUGUACCUCCAGCUCGGCGCGAAGCUGGGUCUGCACUCUUUGCCGUGCUUCCUCAUACGGGUGGCAAAACGGGCGCAGCUGUGCUAUGGCGCAAGGCCAUCGACGAAACCCUCGCGUUCGGCUGGAACUCUCUGCGUGUUUUGAGGACGACCUAUCCAUUUGCUGGGGAGACACGAGCCGUGCCUAAUCAAGAGGAUCCACUGGUCACCGUACCAUUAGCCAUCGAUCGGUUGGAGUGUACAGCGGUGGUACUCAAAGAUCUGCUACAGUUCACUACUGCGCGGCCCGUUUCGUUGCCUGUAGGCCCAUUGGUGGAGUUCAUACAGACCAUUCUCAGCUGUACUACAGACGGCAAGGUCGACAGCCACGUAGAUGCGAUAACGAGGGCACUCGAGGAAUCUGCUGUGCCAUCCAUAUGGGCUGCCGGUAACUCGAUCCUCGCCGACAUAGCGUGCGCUGCAGGCGGACACCUCACGGCAUUCGUCCCGCGUUUGCUUACGAUCCUUGCAUUCCAUCUGGAACGACCCAUCUCUUCAACACAGCGCAUAGGUUUCUUCACCUCUGUACUCAUCCUCCUGGAGCACGCCCAUGCAUUACACCACCCGCUCUUACCGACGCGUCUCACGAAGGCUACGCUCGUUCAAAUCACCCCGUUGCUGCGUCCGCAAUCGGAAGACACGCCUACCGCAGCUAUCAUGAAUGGAGCGGAAGGCGCAGGAAAGAGUCGAAAGGGGAAGAAGCGCGCGAGGGACUACGAAGGCGACGAGGUAUUCAAAGUCGGCGGCGGCGUGGUGCUCCCCACUGUCGCGGACGGGAACGCGGCACUAAUCGCGCUUGACGUCCUGAGAGUUUUGAUGCGCAAUGCCUAUGUCGCACCCACUACGUCCUCCCUGGCUUCUCGCAUCCUUCUCGCCCUACAACUAUCGCUACCAGCGUUGCCAGCGUCCCAACUGAACCCGGAACUCUCCCUCCAUCCUCGCCUACUAUCAAAAGUUCAAGCUACCGUAUUCGAGAAUGCCGCCGGCACAUCGAGCGUCUUGGGCAAAUCGCUCCCUCUUGCUCUCCAUUCUGCACAGCUAUCACCAUCCGAACACCGCGAGGUCGAGCUCCUCUUGCAUCCGCGCGUGCCACCACUCGUGCGAGCACUGCCCCAUGUCGAGGCGCUUGCGCUUUUCCGGGCCGAAGAAGGCGACGAGGAGGCGGAUAUCAGGAAACAGUUGGGUGUAGCAGUGGUUGAUGAGCCUAUGAUAUCUCCCACGGCUACGCCCGUCAAGAUUGCUACACCUCUGUUGGUGGCACCGAAGCCCAGCGCGCCGAUUGCCACACCCCUUUUAGUCGCGCAGGCAAACGAGGUAUCUGCAUCUUUGUCCUCCACAACAAGUUCGGCCCUCUUUGGCAAGAUACCAGCUCCCACCGCACCGCAACCGACUUUCGCAGCUCCAACGGCUGUCCCUGCCUCAACAAACCGAGUCACUGCUACGGCACAGCCAAUCACCCCUGCACCCAGCCUAGCACCCGGUGUUCCUCAGCCUGGACCCGCUCCGCCUACUACACCGCCCAAUUCUAUACCGCGGACUUUUGGGUAUAGGGCGAUGUCGCAAGAGGAGGAUGAGGAUGAGCCGAUGCCGAGCAUCAAUGUGGACUCUGAUUCGGACGAGGACGAUGACUAG
Molecule: messenger RNA, 2232 nt
Organism: Peniophora sp. CBMAI 1063
Lineage: Eukaryota; Fungi; Basidiomycota; Agaricomycetes; Russulales; Peniophoraceae
Source: the annotation of a GenBank genome assembly